Meira miltonrushii is the source of this 942-nucleotide messenger RNA. RefSeq lists its product as uncharacterized. The record is from RefSeq and is a predicted model, not a curated record. Lineage: Eukaryota; Fungi; Basidiomycota; Exobasidiomycetes; Exobasidiales; Brachybasidiaceae. The transcript has a single exon. The coding region runs from base 110 to 799 and encodes 229 amino acids. Gene Ontology annotation, cellular component: dynactin complex. Gene Ontology annotation, molecular function: dynein complex binding. Gene Ontology annotation, biological process: mitotic spindle organization.
AGGUUUUUUCAUCUUAAAAGACUAUGACGAUGUACAUAUACACAUGUGUGUGUGCUCAUACCCUUUCUCUCUUUAAACCCCUGAAUUCAACAAAUCAACGCAAAGUGGAAUGUCGAGCCAAGUUGGGGAACAAGCAGUCGAACGAAGGAAUAGCGUCAGUGGUGCUCGUCCAACAAGCAUUCGACCGACAACAACGACGGCAUCUUCAAUUGAUUCAAUCGGUAAAUUAACUGUUGGUUCACGUUGUAUAAUCGCAGAUGCUGCAGAUAUACGGGGAAACGUUCAUAUAGGUGAUGGAACGAUCAUUCAUCCAACCGCGUUCAUUCAAUGUGUGAAUGAGAAUGGAAAGAUUGUCAUCGGAAAGGAUUGCAUAAUCGAAGAAAGGGUACACAUCUUUCAUCAAGGAGAAGGAGAGAUGAAGAUUGGAGAUAAAAACUUGUUCGAAGUAGGUGCAAGGAUUGAAUCAAGCACAAUAGGAUCACACAAUACCUUCGAAUGCAGGAGUAGGGUGACAGAUUCGGUCAUCAUUCAAGAUUUUACCACAGUCGGAGCAGGAUGUAUCGCUCAACCUCCACCAGAUUGGAUACCGGCAACGGUAGACCAAGGAGAUGAACAAGGACCACCUCCAAAGCAUCCUGCAUACACUUUCCCAUCUCAAACUGUCAUUUACGGCGAUCAAUCUACUGCAAGAAUAUGGAGCGGAAACGGUGUAAGACAGGCAGACGCACUAUAUGCUAAACAUCAAGAGCAUUUACGAAGAUCCAUACCGAAAGAAUUCAAACUGAAAAUUAUAAGAUGAGAUAUAUAAUAUGAUUGAAAUUCGAUUCGAUUUUUAACAACAAAAAUUACAGAUCAGUCACACAACCUUUACUGGCAUCGCUAACGUUCUUUGCGUAUUUGAACAAAUGUCCGGCUUUUGCUUUGAGCGGUAGUGGCUUCCAU